UAAACCCAACGUGCCAGCAAGCCGAGUAGUUACGUACUGACUUUAUUCACAGUCGUGCGCCGGAGAGUGCAUCGACGACACAACAGCGUAACACAAUACACAUCCCUGCGCGUUGAUUCCUCUAAAAGGGUUGUCUCGUUGUUGUUUCCGCUAGCGAGUUAGCGUGAGUUAGCGUGGUUCCAGCACGUCGACCUGUAUCACCUAGUGCGGCCCGAAAGAUGUAUUACCUACAGCUGGUCGUGCUCUGCGUGACGAUAGCCAGCGUUAUUGGUGAUCUGCCACCGGGCACACGGCGCAACACUUAUCUGCCGCCAGAGCCGACGAAAGGCAGCGGUUACACGUACAGCAAACCGACGGUACCGUUCCCGAAGCCUACACCGACGGUGCCUACGUACCGUCCGACUCCGAGCUUCCCAGGGACCAGACCGACGCCAUCCUUCCCCGUAUCCAGGCCGACGCCCUCUUAUCCAGUGCCACCCUCCAGGCCCACCCCAGGAACCUUUCCGCCGUCAACGGGCACGGGGGGAUACCCGAGCAGACCGAGACCUACACCUCCUUUCCCGGACUAUACUAGCCAGCAAAGCGGUCGUGAUGGAAGCGUUAUCGGCGGCCCUGGCCAUGAUCAUCAUCAUCACGAGCCUGGCAUGCCCUUCGACUUCAACUACGCUGUAAAAGACGACGCUUACGGCAACGAUUAUUCCCAUAACGCCAUUAGCGAUGGCGAAAUCGUCCGCGGUGAAUACAAGAUACAACUUCCGGACGGUAGGACGCAACUUGUACGAUACACCGCAGACUGGCAACACGGUUUCAGCGCACAGGUCACUUACGACGGAAAUCCUCGCUACGACGGAAAUUUUCGAGGCUACUAGAUUUAGCGUCGGGUUCUAGGGUUGUUUAAAUUCUGUUAAAUCGAAAAACUACAGAACACAACGAAUCGUCGCAUAUACCGUAACUAUACUUUUAAAGACAUUGGAGAUUAGCAAAGAUAUAUCGAGAAAAUAUAAUAGCUUACGUAGAGGACAAAUGUUUGCUAUAUAUUUUUUAUCACAAUACUGCUAAUAGCGUGUUCAGCGUUUUAGAAAAUUCAGACACAAUGUCGUUCCGCGUGAAAGAUCAAGUUAACUUUUCUUUAGCGAAAAAAGCAAAAUAGAUAUAUUUUUAUAACUUUUUGAAUUUCAAUAUUUUAAAAUUGAUAUCGACUUCGAUAUUAUUCAACAUUUAAAUGAUCCAAAUCAAAAUUUUAUUAAAUUCUGUUUCUAUUUGAAAAAUAUGAAUAAUAAUCGUAUUGUUUAUUUACAAUCUUUAAUCGUGAGAAACUUUUCAUAAACUCACUGAAAAAAAAUUACUAAUAUAAUUUAAUACUUACUAUUUUCAAUAAACAAAUAAAAAUCUAUUUUUAACACAAAAUUUCGUAAGGAAUAGUAUCUAUUUAAUUUUGGAACAAAUUAUAUAUCAGUGUGAUCCAAUUCUCUUCUUCUUCUUUAUAUAUUUAAAUAAUUAAAUGUAUAACUAAUAUAAAAAUUGAUAAUGAAUUGCAUAAUUAAAAAUGUACUUCAUCUGUGAUAUAGAAUCAUUAUAUUAUUAUAUUUUUAUUUUAAUUACAGUCCAAUUUCAACAGUGUAUUGUGUAAUUGUUAUAAUCGUGUGAAAGAUUGGAUCUCACUGAUCUAUAUUAUAUAAAUUUUUUACAUAUUUCUUAUUGUGCAAUAAAAACGUAUUUUUUAGCACUGCUUUGUGUUAAAAUUAUACAGAAUGAAAGAAAAUAGACAUAGAAUAGACAUAUAAUACUCUAGGUUUAUGCUAUUCUAUCCUGCUUUGCACACUAAAAUCUCUUGUUUUGUCUUCAGUAUUUGAAGUUAUCAAAUAAUUUAAGACUCUAAACAAUAAUAGUGUAUAGAUAAUUAUACCGUUGACCAAUAUUAUAAUACGAAAUUAAUUCACGAUUAAAUUAUGUAAUAAAGGGUUAAACAUAUUACUUAAGAAAAAUUCACUUUCUCUUACAAUAAAUUUGAAAAAUAAUAUUAGUAUAUCGUCUCUUUCUGAAACACUGCCAGAUUUGCAUAAAUGAAAAUAUCUCUACAAUCAACCCUAGUUUCAAUUGAUAUAUGUAAUAUAAAUGCAAAUUUUAAUUACCUUACUAAUUUCUAUAUAAAAUAAAUUUUUUAAACUUGUUAAAUAAAAGAUACUCUCAAUUACUGUCAAAUAUUCAACUUAAUAAAAUCUUAGUAUGUAAAAUGCUUAAUUUCCGUCAAUUAUCUUCUACUUAGCUACUAGUAGAACUGUAUCUGAAGAUUACUGAGAUUAUUAAAUAUAGUUUUUUAAGUUCUUAUUUCUAUAUUUUUUAAGUAAAUCUUUUCUCUACGAAAAACUAUGGCAAAUAUGAAUUUAAAAAAUAAAAUUUAUUAUAACGCUCAUUUAUUGUAAAUGACAAAAAAAAUGUUCUGGUUUAAAUGUUUUAAAUCAUAAAAAUUUUAUAUUUUAAAAUUUAAUUUUGAUGUAACGAUUUAGUUCACUAAUUUUAUAGGAAUAAAAGUAUCAUCACCCAUUUAUUGUCUAUGUUGAAUUCUCAUCAAAAUUCUGUUUUUAUAUAAAUAUCUCUGAAAUAACGAAUUUUUAGUUAUGUCAUUGUUAUAGCAAAUAAGCGGUAUAAUAUUAAUGUUAAUAAACUAAUAAAUAUAAUCAAAUAGAAUAUAUUUAUAUUUU
This is a messenger RNA of Solenopsis invicta (red fire ant), 2702 nucleotides long. Its product is annotated as pro-resilin. Bases 219 to 869 code for a protein of 216 amino acids. The transcript has 4 exons. The record is from RefSeq and is a predicted model, not a curated record. NCBI's taxonomy places the organism in Eukaryota, Metazoa, Arthropoda, Insecta, Hymenoptera, Formicidae. Gene Ontology annotation, cellular component: extracellular matrix.